AGUUGACCAAACUCUUUUGUCUUAAUGCCAUGUUGAUUGCUCCAUUUCAACACAUUUUUUGGCAAAACCAAAACCCUAAUCCUUCGCCAAUCAUGCACCUACAACACAGCAAACAACUCUUUGAUUAUAUAAUACUAGAAAGAAUCAUUUCACAUUAUUCUUCAAUAGCCCAACUUGGAGGACACUCCAAAAUAGCCCAACAAAUAGAGGGACACAAAAUAGUGAUCUGUAAUUUGCUGGGCCAAGAAAUGCAAUUCAAAUCAUGGAUAUUUAAUUUGUACUGUGUGUACAUAAAAAAAAUGUGGUGUCUGGUAAACUUUCGUAUUUGCAAAUUUUUUACUUUGGCUUCAAACCAAAGAUAGGCGUGUAAAGAAUACUGGUUAGGAUGAGUAGCCUAUAUCACAAAAUUGACUCGUAAUCAGACACAAAGAUCACACAAUUAUAAAGAUGGAUUGAUAGAUCGAUGUGUGUAUGUAUAUAUGUAUGUACAUGCAUCUUCUUCUUCAGUCAAAGAUAGAAGAUAUCCCAUCCCAUCCCACCAACAAAUUGUGCAGAAUUAUUUUGUGAAUCAUGACUGUGUUUUAUCAAGAAGAGGACUCACCAAAGCGAUGCAAAUUCCUUGCUUCAUCCCUCAAGAGUGCAUUUGCUAAAUGCCGCACCUUCCGCUCCAUUUCCACCCCGGAAUCGGAAGAAGCCGCCGCUGAUUUUGAUGAAGAGGAGGAGGUCUUUGUGUCGGCAGUCAUAAGCAAAUACAUGGAAUCAAAAUGCAAGCGCAAGUAUACCUUCGGGAUCGACAGCUUCAAAUGGGCACUAUCACCAGAAACAGGGGGCGGGAACAGAGAGGGCGGCAGCGGCGGUGGAGGCAGCGAAAAUUCAGAUGAUUUCUAUUCCACCUGCACCCGAUUGUCGCGAUGCUCGAGUGCAACAAGCUUCGAAGCUUUCCACACUGUGAAGUCACGUUUCUCUCGAUCAUCAAGCUUGAACAGGAUCGAUUUCCGGGGGUUCAGCAGGCGGUCCAUUCUGCUGGACUUCUGCCACUGCGAAGGAUGGCCAUUCGGACUCUGCCGGAAGGCGUUGCUGCUGCCGCCGCUGCCUAACUCGCCAUCCGAUUCCUGGUCCUGGAAUAAGAGCAGCAGAACAAUAAAGUUACACGCCUGAAUUACAAUUCCUGCAUAUUUGGAAGAGAUUUCUGCCCAAUCCAUCCUGCCUCAUCUCAAACUUUAUAUGUGAGAGGGGCAGGGGUUGGGGCAGAGGAUCCCCUCCCUACAUAUACAUGUAUGAAAUAAUGAGUGGCAAAUCUGUAUGUAAGCUUGUCAUUGAAUGUAAAAUACGAUACUAAUGUUCAGAAUGAGUUUGUCAAUAUAACCCUUAAGAAUGAAUAGACAAACAGAGGUAGCAAAAUGAAGAAUAA
Messenger RNA from Andrographis paniculata, 1411 nucleotides. RefSeq lists its product as uncharacterized. The record is from RefSeq and is a predicted model, not a curated record. NCBI's taxonomy places the organism in Eukaryota, Viridiplantae, Streptophyta, Magnoliopsida, Lamiales, Acanthaceae. The coding region runs from base 571 to 1158 and encodes 195 amino acids. The transcript has 2 exons.